Molecule: messenger RNA, 2324 nt
Organism: Daldinia vernicosa
Lineage: Eukaryota; Fungi; Ascomycota; Sordariomycetes; Xylariales; Hypoxylaceae
Product: chaps-domain-containing protein
Exons: 5
Coding region: 137-2233 (698 amino acids)
Biological process (GO): Golgi to plasma membrane transport
Cellular component (GO): exomer complex
Molecular function (GO): protein binding
Source: RefSeq, a predicted model, not a curated record
UGUAUAAUAUUAUGUUCCUACGAAUCGAAUCUGGUCGUUCCUGAUAUAUCAGACACUCCAUAACAUCGAGAGCAGUGAUUGGCGUCUCCUCACAACGGUACCGUGCCCUUCGACAUCAGCUUCUGCUACCGUCGAUAUGCCUCCGCCGGCGGUUCCAGAGAUUUCGGAAGAGGUCCUACACGAAUCAAUCGAGGCCCGUACCGAGACCUUGGUGUCAUUGCGUGAGCUUGGCCCUCCCGACCUGGUCCACCUCCUGAAACAAAACCUCAGAAACACCGUAAAACAGACGGGAGUAUAUCACCAUGUUACCGGCGUCGAUGCGUCCUCGUCGGCUAGUCUCGCCGCUUAUAUAAACACUCUCACGUACAAGGAGCAUGGUCAAGUUGCCACGCACAAGAUCGUAGAAGGUCUAUACUGCUGUUACAACGCGUUCUCCCGGCUUGACAUGCGCGUUCACGUUACGAUUCCCGGAACAGUCGAGGCCUACUGCGUCGACGAGAGGGGAGAGAAACGAAAGGCUACGGACGAAUUAUGGCUGGAAACAUAUCUCUGCAGCGUUCUGCGAGCCUAUUCGUACGCUGACGACGGGAGCGGCGACACCAUUAGAAAGAUCAUGGGCGUGAGACGCUUUAACCCCGUUACCAACACCGAGACGGAACACAGAUUUCUGAGCGCUGCCGAGAGCCUCUUUUUUAGAGGUUGGCAGCUAGGCUCCGAUUCCGUCGUCCAAGUUCCGAACAACGUAUCGAAUCACUUGACCACCGGUCUUCUCAAAUAUUUCUAUACGACCGGACGCUUCACCUCUGGCAUCAAUCUCUUCGAGAAGCUGAGAAGUCAGAAUGUCGAGGUGUCGUCGUUACUUGCAAAAGUUCUCUUCAUGGGUAACGAGGAAGUACAAGGCGUGCGCAUAUUAUACCAAGCUCUCAAGGACUCUCCUAUGGAUUAUGUCAUGUUGGAUACCCAAGCCGAAUUUCUCCUCAAGAAAGCGUCGGCGGCCGAAACCCCGGCGCAAAAAGAGGAAAGACUGAAGAUGGCGCUGGGUUGCGCAGACCGCAGCACGAUCGCUGCGCCCAGCGAAUUCGGCACGUGGGCGAGGUUGGCGCAGGUUUACGUUGCUAUGGAAGACUGGGAGAACGCGCUCACGAUCUUGAACUCGUGCCCUAUGUUCACUUACCAGGACAAGGACGCGCCGGUCAUGCCAGAGCCGAAGGACGUCUACCUUCCCACUUUACCGGAAACGCGUUUAGAAGAAAUCGACAGCGAGCCGGAGUCCAGAUACGCCGAACAGGUAGACCCAAGCCUGCUUAACCUCCGCGCCGCGUCGUAUCGCGGUACUUUCAAAUUAGCCUACGGGAUUCUCACCGAGAUGACGGCAAAGAUCGGCUGGGACCAACUCCUUAAGAUACGGAGUAACGUUUUUGUGAUGGAGGACGAGUACCGAACAGAAAAGCAGGAUAGCGUCCCGCAGGCCCAGUCGACCAAACGCAAUCCGAGUAUCGACGGGUUACGCGGAACCCCAGAGCCCACGACCAACGGUGACCAGACCGACGACGAGGCCGACGACGAGAAGAGCGCAACCGAUACCGACUCCGUACCGCCCACUUUAACCAAUGGCCACGGCGAAGGGGCCGGAGUGGAGAAGCCGACUCAUACCAUCGACCCCGGCGAGGUUAAGGCUGACGGAGAUAACAGCGCAGCCACCGACGAGCAUCUCUCGCGCUUGAAUAAUAAGCGCCUAUGCGAAAGAUGGCUCGACAGCCUCUUUAUGGUACUAUACGAAGAUCUCCGCGUAUACACGAUAUGGAGAACGCAGAUGGCCCAAUACAGAGCUCAGUCGAUGCAAUACAAGAAAUCCGCCGAGGAGUGGGAGAUUCUAGGUGCCCUAGCAGAGCGCCUCCAGCACCACGACGAAGCAGUCGAGGCCUACCGGGCGUGUCUCGCCGCGCGAUUCAGCCCGAAAGCGUUAUCGGGAAUCCUUCGGGCGUUCGAGAAGCAGAAGCUAACAAGAGAUACCGUAGCUGCCGUUAUCCGCCUAGUGACUUGGCAAUAUCGUUGGUACUCGGAAUUUUCUCCGGACCUUCUCCAUACGAUAAGAGUCUUGAUCGAGGAAGAGGGCGCCGUCAAGGUUCGGUCGAUCAUUCAGGCGACGAGCCUCCCGCAAAAUGUGCUGGAUCUGACUCACCAUUAUGCCGCAUUAUGCGCCACGUUUAGAAGCAGUGGCACAGACGGUUAACGAACUUUUGGCGUGAGGAUUGAAAAUACUUAAGGACGAAGUAAUGCCUCAACAUGAUAUCCAUCUAUUCGCGUUUCAUCAGUGUAAAACA